Bubalus bubalis (water buffalo) is the source of this 2083-nucleotide messenger RNA. Its product is annotated as WD repeat-containing protein 49-like. The transcript is spliced from 20 exons. The record is from RefSeq and is a predicted model, not a curated record. NCBI's taxonomy places the organism in Eukaryota, Metazoa, Chordata, Mammalia, Artiodactyla, Bovidae. Gene Ontology annotation, molecular function: protein binding. Bases 110 to 2083 code for a protein of 657 amino acids.
AAGGCUUUAUUGGGAUUUGGCCUACAGCAGGAGGAAGCAAAAACAAGUCACAGGUGCCUUGCUCGCUCCCCAGGAGGGGGCAAGCUGGCUCCUUAAACAUGGGUGCACUAUGGGAACAACAAAUGUCAAGCAAAAGAUGAAAGAAAUAAAGGGUGUUGGGGAAAAUGUCAAAGCAAGAAAAGACCAAGCAUUCCUCGGUUUGCCCCAAAGGCGAGCAGAAUGUGAUCAAACGGUUUUCUGCAUCCACAAAGGAGUCAAGGCAUUUACAUUCUGCAAGGGAAAGAACUUGCUGUUGACAGGUGGAAUGGAUCGGAUAAUUAGAAUCUGGAAUCCUCAUCUGCCUGGAAAACCAACAGGUAUGCUGAGAAGCCACACAGCUCCAGUGAUUUACAUCCAUGUGUCUGCUGAGGAUAACAAGAUAUUUUCCAUGUCCACCGACAACACUAUUAAGAUCUGGGAUCUGGAGACCAACAGCUGCUUGUUCACUGCCUCCUCCAAAGCCAGCGGCAUUCGGGGUGAGCCCGGGGCCUGCCUCUGUCUCCCCGGUCCCAGAGCUCUGUAUGUGGCCGCUGGUAUCCUAGCACUUCUGCACCUGAGGCUGAGUUCUCCCCAUGAGCCUCACCCAGUGGUUUCCCACAAGGAGCCUGUGGUAGGCUGCCGGUACAACCCCACAUUCAGGCAGGUGGUCAGCUGUUCAGAAGCAUCUGUGGUGAAAGUAUGGGACUUUGAAACGGGAAGACUGUUGUCUGAAUUUACUGGGGCUCAUGGCAAUGCUGCAAUCACCUGUCUGACCUUCGACUCCAGUGGAAGAAGGCUGGUUUCUGGGGGCAGAGACAGCUGUCUGAAAAUACGGAGCGACAGCAGUGGACAUUGUCUGCACACUCUGAAACAUGGGGAAAACCAAGGUGAAGUCUGUGAUUGUACCUACUUGGAAGUGAACCAAAAUAAGUAUAUCAGAGCAGUUGGAUGGGAGAGAAGAAUAGAUGUGUACUUUGACACACCGUGUGACUUUCAUCACUUCCGGAAGCCACAGCCACACUGGCAAGAUGACUUGAACCAUGGGCACAAGGAAGGCAUCCUCUGUGUGGCUCAUUGUCCACCUUCUCUCCUCGCCACCUCCAGUUAUGAUGGGGGGAUUAUCAUCUGGAAUGUCAUCUCAGGCCAUGUGUUCUGCAAGCUGAAUUCCCCCAGCUCCUCUGAUGGCACAGAAGAUAGGGAAGGCCCAGAAAGAAGUGUCUCCUGCCUCGCCUUCCUCAAGACUCGGGCAGCCAACUUGGAAUCAGCCUCUGCUUCGCUGAUGGCCAACAGGCCCCGAGGUUCUGUCACCUUCUGGAGGCUGUUCGGUGAGGCCCGUCCCAUUGCAAACUUCGCUCCUUCUAGAGACAAAGCCCUGGUCAGCAGCAUGGUGGUGACAGCGGGAGAUGCCUGUGCCUACGUGGCUGACCAGUGCGGCUUUGUGCACGUCUAUGACAUUGAGGAGUACAGCCUGCAGGGACAGGAGCUGCAGCCUCCCACAAAUGUGACAUUCUGGCGGGCCCACAUCAGCAUGGUGACAUUUUUGGAGCUGAUAGAAGAAGAAGAGCUUCUGCUCUCAUCCUCCCUGGACCGCACCGUGCGCCUGUGGAGCAGGGAUGGGGCGUUCAUCGGGACCUUUGGGCAGAGCAGCCCCUGGGAUAUUUUCACUCCUGCCUCCUGGAGCCACCCUAGAGUGCCCCAUGAAGUCCUGACAGAUCCCCAGAGCAUGCCUGCUCACCCAGUGCUAGAAGGAGCUGUUCCUGCCACGUGCAGAGGAGAAGAACAAGACAAGGUGGUGGAAGACUGCGUCCUUGAAGUGAAGGAAGACUCCUGCGGCGGGGAUGGAUUCGGCAGUGACAGGCCGCCCUUGGAGCAGAGCAAGCCUCCCCGGGGCACACCUGCGCUGGGGACCCCCAGCAUCUACCAGAGCCUCCAGUGCCACCAGGUCCCCUGCCUAUCAGCGCUCCCAGAGAAGCUGGAUUUGUCCAUCCUUGGUGCAGAUAUGUUUAACUUAGAUUUUCUUACACAAGAAAAAGAAGGAAGUGAGGCUGCCCAGAAAGCGUACUGA